AUGAGGGAUGUUUGCUCAUCUACGAAUGGAGGGAAAGGAGAACUUCGAAGUGGUUUCUCGGGAUACAAUUUCACGCGCGGAGACGUUUCGAGCAUCUUUUCACCAUGUGAUAACCUCUAUGUGAAGCCAUGUCCUGCGCGCAUAUUCCUGGAGGCCAUAAUAUCGCGGAUGCCAGCUUCUACGUCCUGUCAAUGUGUCAUCAGACAGUACCUUGUAUCCAUACUUCUUGUCGUCAAGCUUGUAACUCUUAUCAAGCACCACUGCAUACACGUCCCCGCCCACCGCGUCAGUCAGGCUCACGAGCCAUUCGCGCACUUGAGAAGGGUCCGGCUUCGAGUAGUUUUCGGGCUCUACGUCGGCCAGGUAUAUGUUUUGCAGAUGGUAGUGAGCACGAGCGAGCUGCUCAAUCAAAAUCGCGCGCUGCAGUUCACGGUCGAAUCUGGUUUUGAGGGCAUCGAUUUGGUUCUGGAGCUGGCGAUUUCCUUCUUCGGCUUUCCGAAGGCGUUCUUGCAGUGCUUUGAUCUCUUCAUCCUUGGUGAGCUCGGUGGAGGGCUUGAUGAUCGCGUAGAUUUGGGCAAGUUGGCGCAGUUGAUGAGCUAUUGGCCUUUGAGUGGAUCAAGGUAUGGCCGAAAAGUUGGCCGUAUAGCUCUAGCAUCAGCAGAUCAGCUAAUCUUUCAAUGCUUGCAGCUCACGUCAGAGCAAAUCAAGGACACUGAGCAGGCCGGGGCCAGCUAUGUUGACCUUGUCUGGCAAGCGUUAUUCCGGCCUUGUCGGAGGCAGCCCGGCGGCUACCAGGCCUGA
Molecule: messenger RNA, 801 nt
Organism: Pseudocercospora fijiensis CIRAD86
Lineage: Eukaryota; Fungi; Ascomycota; Dothideomycetes; Mycosphaerellales; Mycosphaerellaceae
Exons: 7
Coding region: 1-801 (266 amino acids)
Source: RefSeq, a predicted model, not a curated record